Messenger RNA from Elephantulus edwardii (Cape elephant shrew), 2050 nucleotides. It is a transcript of the gene CDK16, whose product is annotated as cyclin-dependent kinase 16. The coding region runs from base 206 to 1819 and encodes 537 amino acids. Lineage: Eukaryota; Metazoa; Chordata; Mammalia; Macroscelidea; Macroscelididae. Gene Ontology annotation, biological process: protein phosphorylation; exocytosis; neuron projection development. The record is from RefSeq and is a predicted model, not a curated record. Gene Ontology annotation, cellular component: synaptic vesicle; nucleus; cytoplasm. The transcript is spliced from 16 exons. Gene Ontology annotation, molecular function: protein kinase activity; ATP binding.
AGGAGUCGGGGCUGACCCACAAACCUUGAGCACUCAGAUUCGAGCCAGCGCCAACGAGUCCGGGGGCAUCGCCUGCAGUGGCCGAGAUCAUGGCCGGUUGAGCGGGACGCCGCCUCCGCCACCGCCGCCGCCGCCGCCGCCGCCGCCUCCUCCUCCUCAGCCGGCGGCGGCCCGGGCCCAACAGCCAUGGCCGAAGACUACUGGGAUGGGCGCCUGCGGCGAACAGGAGGAGAAGGAGGUCGUGCGGCCUCAGCACAGGCUGCCACCCCAGGCGCCACCACGCCGGUCCCGAGGCUCUGAGGUUGCCCAUGCGCCCCCGCCGAUUGCCAUGGAUCGGAUGAAGAAGAUCAAACGGCAGCUGUCAGUGACACUCCGAGGGGGCCGAGGUAUUGACAAGACUAAUGGUGCCCCUGAGCAAAUAGGCCUGGAUGAGAGUGGUGGUGGUGGUGGUGGUGGCAGUGACCCUGGAGAGGCCCUCACACAUGCUGGGGAACCUCGCUCUGGACGGGGCCUACUCAGCGCUGCACAAGAGAUUGUGCACGAGGACCUGAAGAUAGGGUCUGAUGGGGAGAGUGACCAGGCAUCAGCUACAUCCUCAGAUGAGGUGCAGUCACCAGUGAGGGUGCGCAUGCGCAAUCAUCCCCCACGCAAAAUCUCCACUGAGGACAUCAACAAGCGCCUAUCACUACCAGCUGAUAUUCGGUUGCCUGAGGGCUAUCUUGAGAAGCUAACCCUCAAUAGCCCCAUCUUUGACAAGCCCCUUAGUCGUCGUCUCCGUCGUGUUAGCCUGUCUGAAAUUGGCUUUGGGAAAUUGGAGACCUACAUCAAGCUGGACAAACUGGGCGAGGGUACCUAUGCCACUGUCUACAAAGGCAAAAGCAAGCUAACAGACAACCUUGUAGCACUCAAGGAAAUCAGAUUGGAGCAUGAAGAGGGGGCACCCUGCACUGCCAUCCGGGAAGUGUCCCUGCUUAAGGAUCUCAAACAUGCCAACAUCGUCACGUUACAUGACAUUAUCCACACAGAGAAGUCCCUCACCCUUGUCUUUGAGUACCUGGAUAAGGACCUGAAACAAUACCUGGAUGACUGUGGAAACAUCAUCAACAUGCACAACGUGAAACUGUUCCUGUUCCAGCUGCUCCGUGGCCUGGCCUACUGCCACCGGCAGAAGGUGCUACACCGAGACCUCAAACCCCAGAACCUGCUCAUCAAUGAGAGGGGAGAGCUCAAACUGGCGGACUUUGGCCUGGCCCGAGCCAAGUCAAUCCCAACGAAGACCUACUCCAAUGAGGUGGUGACAUUAUGGUACCGACCCCCUGACAUCCUGCUAGGGUCCACAGAUUACUCUACCCAGAUUGACAUGUGGGGUGUAGGCUGUAUCUUCUAUGAGAUGACCACCGGUCGGCCCCUCUUCCCCGGUUCCACAGUGGAAGAACAACUACACUUCAUCUUCCGCAUCCUAGGGACCCCAACUGAGAAGACAUGGCCAGGCAUCCUAUCUAAUGAAGAGUUCAAAACAUACAACUACCCCAAGUACCGAGCUGAGGCCCUUUUGAGCCAUGCCCCCCGACUUGAGAGUGAUGGAUCCGAUCUCCUCUCCAAGCUGCUGCAGUUUGAGGGUCGCAAUCGGAUCUCUGCAGAGGAUGCCAUGAAACAUCCUUUCUUUCUCAGCCUGGGGGAGAGGAUCCAUAAACUUCCUGACACUACUUCCAUAUUUGCACUAAAGGAGAUCCAGCUACAAAAUGAGGCCAGCCUUCGGUCUUCAUCAAUGCCUGACUCAGGCAGGCCAGCUUUCCAUGUGGUGGACACCGAGUUCUAAGCUGAGUACUAAGCCACAGUCCCAGGCCCCAGGAGGCAGUGGCUGGAGGAAUGCCAAACUCCUCACAGGGCAGCCUGCGACUCCAUCCCCCACUAGCUGCCUGCCUACCUGCCUAACUCAUGCUCGCCUGCCCACAUAUCCCUUGCUGCUUCGCUCAACAUCCAACCAUUGGCCUGCCACCUCACCCAUUGGCCUCUCUACUGGGUGCUAACAAAGCUCUCAUCGCUUCUU